UCGUCGUGUAAAUGCGCAUGAAUUUAGCGUCAAAUAUCGUUACUUGCUUAUUUUAUUAAUUUAUAAUAAAUCGACACACACAUACUCAUAUAUUCGUACAUAUAUAUAAAAUGUAGAGUAAUAUACCUAGACAUAUAUUAUAUUGUAUAAACAUUGUCUUUGUAAAAAAAAAAAAAAAAAAACGUAUCUACAUUGUAUUUGUAUAUUUAAUGAAUCAUUUAUAUAAAAUUUACAACAGUUAAAUAAAAUAAUUAUAAUUACAAUUGAAAUUGCAAUGACAAACUUUAUAUAAAUUUAUUUAAAUACAAUUGUGAUUUAUUUGUGAUUUGUUUACUCUCGACUUAUAUGAGUAGUUGAAUUUUGAACAAUAUAUUAUUUAUUAAUUUUUUUUAAAUAAAAAUAAAAAUAAAUAAUCUGGUGGCUGCAAGAUGAUAAGAGUAUUUAGAUAAAGAAAAAAUAUACAGGAAUAAAUCAAUUUACCACGUCCAUGAGAUCUAAUUUUGGAACAAUCACAGUCACAAUUGUGAAAUAAUUUACAAAAUAAUUAUUUUCUGCAACAAAAUAAUCUGCUUGAUUUAAAACCAGAAGCUAUACGAUGGCUGAUGUAAAUGCUUCUGUUGUUAACGAGGGAGAGAUGAUGGACAUUGCUGAUGUUAAUGAUGCUGGUAAUGAGAUCGAUGAGGAAGAAUCAGAUGGUGUUAUUGUGCCAGAAUUGCAAGGCACAUUGUCUAAAUGGACUAAUUACAUUCACGGAUGGCAAACACGAUUUAUUGUCUUGAAAAACGGCACAUUGUCUUACUACAAAUCCGAACAAGACAGUGGGUUCGGCUGUAGAGGUUCCAUCAGUCUCUACAAGGCCGAUAUCAAGGCUCAUGAAUUCGACGAGUGUCGCUUUGAUGUAUCAGUUAAUGAAAGUUUAGUUUGGUAUCUCCGAGCAAAUUGUCCUGAAGAAAAACAACGUUGGGUAGACGUUUUGAAAUCGUACAAAGCCGAGUCUGGUUAUAGCAGUGAAAAUAGUUUGAAACGACACGGCAGUACGGUAUCACUGGUAUCAAAUACACAAUCAACCGCAAGUGGUGGCAGUUUGAACAAACGUGUGUUAAGAAAUCUGAAAGAAAAACUUGCAGAGCUAGAGACAUUCAAGGAUAUAUUGAGUAAACAAAUAGAUACAUUACAAAAGUAUUUUGACAAUUGCGCUGAAAAUGCAUCAGCACCGUCAUCAUCAGUAUCAAUUGGAACAAGAGUUGAUGACUUCGAUGAUAUUGGAAAAAAUGAUAUUCCAUUCGACCCAGCAUUGCAGUCGGUCGAUUUUAAAGGCGAAGCGAUCACAUUCAAAGCUACCAGUGAAGGUAUACUGAGUACGUUGCAACACUGUGUCGAAUUGAUGGGACAACGCGAAGACGUCUGGCGUCGUCGAUGGGAAAAAGAAAACGAGCGUAGAAAAAAAAUUCAAGAACUUUAUAAAGCUCUGAAGGAUCAGAUUAAUAUUCACCGUGGAGAUCCUACUAGGCCUAGAGUUAUGAUCCACGGAGGUCCUGAUUAUGAAGAAGGCCCACACAGUGCGUUGUGCGAUGAAGAAUUUUAUGAUGCAGUGGAAACUGGAUUAGAUAAAAUAGAUGAAGACAAUCAAUUGAGAGAUCGUUUGAAACGGAAAUCUGUAUCGAUUUCAGUUAAUCCGACUGUCACUCCCGCAGUUAAUCACAAACUAUGGCCAGAGAUCGAGAAAGUGACAAUGGAACAGUUGCACUACGCACGACUGGGAGUUGGUGGCGCAGGUGGUUGGCAAUUGUUCGCUGAAGACGGCGACAUGCGAAUGUACAGGCGAGAGGAAGAAGCUGAUGGACUGGUCGUUGAUCCUUUGAAAGCGUGUCAUGUUGUCAGAGGUGUGACAGCACGCGAAGUCUGUCAAAUAUUUUUCAGUCCCGAGUACAGAAGUGGGUGGGAGACGACCCUCGAGGACAUGACUGUCGUCGAAACAAUUUCCAAUGAUACUUUGGUAUUUCUACAGACGCACAAACGCAUUUGGCCAGCAAGUCAACGUGACGCUUUGUUUUGGUCUCACAUUCGUAGUGUCGCGGAUACUGAAGAUCCAGAUGCUUCUGACCUAUGGAUUGUUUGUAAUCAUAGUACUGAACAUCCUCAGUAUCCACCGAAUGCCAGUAAAUGUGUACGAGUUUAUUUGACUGUUUGUAUUGUAUGUCAAACAUUUGUCGAUCCACCAAAAGAUCCACAAAAUAUAAGCCGUAAUGAUAUUACAUGUAAAAUAACUUAUUGUUCUGUGGUAAAUCCAGGUGGUUGGGCACCAGCUUCUGUACUUCGCGCAGUCUACAAACGUGAGUAUCCCAAGUUUUUAAAACGCUUUACAAGCUUUUGCAUUGAACAAUGUAAAGACAAACCUAUAUUGUUUUAACUAAUUAAAUAUAAAUUAAAAAUAAAAUUGUAAAAGUGGAACAAAAAAAAAAUUUAUAAUAAAAAUAUUUUUUUUUUCUUAAAAAUGUUUAAAUAUUGCAAAGAUAAAUGAAAAAAAAAGCUCUUUUAUCCAUAUUUGCACUGAUGUCUCGUUUACAAGCUCAGUCAAAUUUUUUCACAAGUACAAAUUGUGUACGAUUAAAUAAUAAUGAUAAUUAACAAAAUUUGUCAAGUAAUUAACUAAAGUGAUGGAAUAAUUAAUGUAUAUUUAAAUCAUUUAAUGUCAAUACGUUAAUUGAUUUAUAAAAAAUAUAUAAAAUUAACGAUUGAAGUUAUUAUAUAUAACAAUCACAAUGUUAAUUUAUCGUUAUUCAAAUUUUUAAAUGUCCGAUUGAACUUUUUUUUAUAAGUCGGAUAUUAUAUAUCAUAGUUAGAGUUUUUAAAUAUAUAUAAUAAAUAAAAAAAAUAUAUAUAUGUAUAAUAAGUGGGAAACUCUAAAUAACACAUACACAUUUUACUUAUUCAUUGUUACACUCUGCUGAUUAUAUGCGAAUCUGUAUAACAAUGAUAUAAAAAAAAAAAGAAAAUAGGGUAGAGGUACCAUUUGUGGCCACUGGUCCAUUUUUGGCCAUUUAAUACUUUAUUUUAAUUAAUGAAAAAGAGUAAAAUAAAAUUUCUAUUUUAAUAGUCGGACAAAAGUAUUUCUAAAGACAUUUAGAAAAUUAAUUAUCUUGAGUCUUUUACGAAUUAAUUUACUUAAAUUUUUUAUGUUCAAAACUGGCCCUGUGUCCAAAAACGGUACCUCUACCCUAUAUUGUUAUUUUUAUUUAUACAGAAAAUAAGGAAAGAGAAUUAUGUAUAGUAAUGAAACGAAUGAAACUCAAUAAAGACUGUUGUAGAUUUAUGCAAAGGAUAAUAACUGAUAA
This is a messenger RNA of Microplitis demolitor, 3335 nucleotides long. RefSeq names its product ceramide transfer protein (gene cert). NCBI's taxonomy places the organism in Eukaryota, Metazoa, Arthropoda, Insecta, Hymenoptera, Braconidae. Gene Ontology annotation, cellular component: Golgi apparatus. Gene Ontology annotation, biological process: ER to Golgi ceramide transport. The transcript is spliced from 8 exons. The record is from RefSeq and is a predicted model, not a curated record. Bases 596 to 2410 code for a protein of 604 amino acids. Gene Ontology annotation, molecular function: phosphatidylinositol-4-phosphate binding.